This is a messenger RNA of Seriola aureovittata, 5156 nucleotides long. RefSeq names its product phosphatidylinositol 4-phosphate 5-kinase type-1 alpha-like. Gene Ontology annotation, molecular function: phosphatidylinositol kinase activity. The transcript has 17 exons. Gene Ontology annotation, biological process: phosphatidylinositol metabolic process. The record is from RefSeq and is a predicted model, not a curated record. Lineage: Eukaryota; Metazoa; Chordata; Actinopteri; Carangiformes; Carangidae. Bases 16 to 1851 code for a protein of 611 amino acids.
AACAGUCAAACCAUAAUGGCGACUGCUGGGACAGCAGACUCGGGAUCAACAGCCCCGACAGAUAUUAGGACUCAGUUCUGGAGGAGAGCAUUGCAGCGAGGGACCAGCAGCAUCCGAAAAAUGGCCCCUUCAGAGAUACCUGGCUCUUCAGGCACAACUCAGAGUAUGAAGAAGACUAUUGGACACCGGGGUGUUGAGACCACCACAGGAGAGACCACCUAUAAAAAGACCACGUCAUCUGCCCUAAAAGGUGCAAUCCAAUUGGGCAUCACUCACACGGUUGGCAGCUUAAGCCAAAAGGCGGAGAGGGAUGUUCUCAUGCAGGACUUUGUGGUGGUCGAAAGCAUCUUCUUUCCAGGUGAAGGCAGUAACCUGACACCUGCUCAUCACUACAGUGACUUUCGCUUUAAGACCUACGCUCCCAUUGCCUUUCGUUACUUCAGGGAACUGUUUGGCAUUCGACCAGAUGACUAUCUGUAUUCUCUGUGUAACGAGCCACUGAUCGAGCUGUCUAAUCCCGGAGCCAGCGGAUCUCUCUUCUACGUCUCCAGUGAUGACGAGUUUAUCAUCAAGACUGUUCAACACAAGGAGGCUGAGUUCCUCCAGAAACUCCUACCUGGAUACUUCAUGAAUAUAAACCAAAACAAGCGCACUCUGCUUCCCAAGUUCUACGGACUGUAUUGUGUUCAGGCAGGGGGUAAGAAUAUCCGUAUUGUAGUGAUGAACAAUCUUCUGCCUCGGAUCAUCCCCAUGCACCUCAAAUACGACCUGAAGGGCUCCACCUAUAAGAGACGAGCCUCCCCUAAGGAGAGAGAAAAGGCUGUUCCCACUUACAAAGACCUGGACUUUAUCCAGGACUUGCCCGACGGCCUGCUGCUGGAAGCGGACAACUUCAAUGCUCUGUGCAAGACUAUACAGAGGGACUGCUUGCUCUUACAGAGUUUCAAGAUCAUGGAUUACAGUCUGCUGAUGGGCAUCCACAACAUGGACCAGGCUAGUCGAGAGCGGGAGCGUGCUGGAGGCAAUUCGGGGGACAGUGGUGGAUCAGAGGGAGCCGUGACUCCAGAUCAGCGCCGGCCACAAGCCCAGAAAAGUCUGUACUGUACAGCCAUGGAGUCCAUCCAAGGGGAGGCCCGAGGGAAGGGAGCUUUAGAUUCAGAAGACCACAUGGGUGGCAUUCCAGGUCGUAAUACUAAAGGAGAGAGGUUGCUGAUCUACAUCGGCAUCAUCGACAUUCUCCAGUCCUACAGGUUUAUUAAGAAGUUGGAGCACUCCUGGAAGGCCUUGGUCCAUGAUGGGGACACAGUUUCAGUUCACAGACCUGGCUUCUAUGCAGAGCGUUUCCAGCAAUUCAUGUGCAGCACAGUGUUUAAGAAAAUUCCACUAAAACCAUCACCAUCUAAGAAGAGUCGUGGUGGAGGUCCGGGAGGGCUUCGAAGGGCCCCCACCCUGGGAGCUCCAACCCCGCUCUCCCACGCAACAGGACAGUCUGUCGACUCCAGACUGGUGUACCACAGCCACUUUAAAAGCACAGAGUCAGAGGCUGACAGUGGUGUGCAGUCAGACAGACCCGAUCUUGUUCCGAGGACCCCUCCGCUAGUAGACAACCCUGCUGACGGUGAGGCCAACCUGUCCACCUCAUCACUAGGCAGCACAGGAGUUGCCUCCACCUCUCCUCCCCUGCGUUCUGUAGGAGUAGAAGUGCACAAAUCAGCAAACAUGGAUCAUGACCAGGGUGUUUCCCACAGUUUUGGGGCAGAAGUGGCUGAAGACAAUUCUGGCAACCUCUCUGGAAACGAAGAUGUAGUUUCACUAUCAGACAUCGUCCCAGAGACCAACAUCUGUUUUUAAAAAACAGAUUUAGUGCCAUCUAUGGUUGAGGCGCUUCUGGACAACAUGAGGUGGGUGGAAGUAAGGAUGAGGAAAGUGAAAGUCUCCACCGCGGACCCCCUGUUGCACCUAUGUUGUUUUCUCACCCAUACACAUAGUAUAUACAGGGAUCGCUGGAUGAAGCAACGAGGUGCAAUGGAGGUGGUGACAGUGAGGAAACAAUGAUGGGAAGAUCAAGAAGACAGUGUGCGGUAGGCCUUAGACCUUCCCAGCCUCCAACAAAGUCACUGUGCACGCACAUUUUGUCCACACCUUUUCCCAAAGCCUUGACGUCUUUCAUGAACACCUGGAAAAAAAGGUGCACGACCCUGAAUUGACAACUCUUUACUAACCGCGGCAGCAUUAAAUUGAUCAAAAAAGGAUUUUCCUUAAUUUUCACAACUCGUCUGUCUGCUGCAACGUCAUAAUAACCAAAAUAAUUUGUUGUAUAUUAUAAAAAGUCACCAGUGGAUAGUGAAGGCAGUCAAAUUCUCCAUGAAGAGUCAGUCCUUGUGCCCACUUUUCACAGCAUGAAGAGAUGUGAGUGGGCACAGACAGCAUUUCAGCAGGAACACACACACACACACACACACACUUAAGAGCACAUGGAGGGCAUGGCCUGCAAUUGUAGGAGUGAAUGCUUUCCUGUGUGCUCAUGCACAGUCUAAGUGGGUUCACAUUUCUGUGACUCACGCACUAGUGUUCCUGUUCCCGCACAUCCAUUUCCCCUCAGUACGCCUCAUGAGCAGGGGGAACUCUGAGCUAUCAGUGGUCAUUGUUCAAAAUCAACACUCGCUGCUGUCGACUCUGCAAUCACGUAUGCAUUUCUUUUUACUGAUUGUGGAUGUGCAGUAUUUGUUUGAAGUCAGAUUUGGAAACGCUGAAGGAAUGGGUUGAACCAGACAUCUAUGGUAAUUUUGUUCCAUGUUUGGUAAUAAGUUAUUCUGCUGGAAACCACAGUGGUGCUGCAAAGGUCCAUCUAGAUCUUGCCACUGCUGAAUGUACAUUACAAUGUUCUUAUAUAGAAUGUGUCUUAUUAACAUGGCAGACCACAUUUUAUAUAACCCUGAAAAUCUCCCCCUCUGAUGUGACCAUAUGUGCUGAAAUAUAAAUGAAUUCAGAGAGAAGAGCUGUCGGCAGCAUUGCUGGCCCAGUAGAUGCUGUUAAGUGAAGUCAUGGUAUGAACUUAAUAGAACAGUAACAUUCAAGCUACUGUCUGUCAUGUCUGUGCCUUUACAUGUUUCUCCCCUAACGUGAUGUAUAACUGACAUUUUUUACAGGUUAGUCUUGUAGUCACACAGAAACCUGCCUUAUCACUACAGCUGAAGUUGUCAAACUGCCAUUUGUAUGUCUGGACCAACCAAUCAGUUGUCAGGGUUUAAAAGAAUUUCAGAUUUUAAUACAAACACUAAUACAAUCCUUUUUGUUUAUAUGCAUGUCAAGUGAUCAAUCACCUUGGUUCAUCAGCUCAGCUAAACCUUGUAACUGACAUCAGACGAAAAAGAUAUCUGUCUCUUAGUAUUCAUUUCUGCUGGUUACAGAAAUGAAACCCACCCACAUCCACUCUUGGACCAAUAUUACUAAACAUAAAAUUAUUUUUUGUAAAUUGUUUUUUUUUUUUGUUUUUUUUUUGUUUUUUUUUUGUAUGUACUCUUACUAAUCUUUUACUUGGCCGGUUCAUAGAAAUUAAGCCGUGUUUUCACAAAAUGUUUUGUGUUUAUCUUGUUGUUUAGGGCACUAAACAAGCCACCGAUCAUGCUUGGCUGAAAGGGCCCCCCCCCCCCCAUGAGAUAUUUCUGAUAUAGAAAUUUGAACCACAACCAGGUUGAAGUGUCGCAGAACUCAAGAUCUUAGACGUCAUCUCAUUUAUUGGAUUACUGUUAAUGUUUGUUGAGCACAUGUGGUCUGUGCAGCAGAGAGGGAGAAGGGGAAAUGUGAGUUAUGAAUAUAGAAAAGGAGGACAAUUACUCAUGUUCAUCAAUGCACAGUUGAGGAUUCAGGACUGGGCAUUUUGUAUUAUAAGCCAAUCGCAGCACCAAAGAAAAGAGAAGGGAGAUCCUGUGAAUGUUCAGGAUCCAGUAUAGUUGAUAUGAAAAUGAAAUGAGACACUCCUGGACACCUGCAUGGACUGUUGUAAAUGGUAAUAACACUGGGUUGACCUGUGUUUUAAGGAUCUAUUAUUAAACUGGAUGUUUUUUGCUAAAUAAUUUCAUGUCUGAUAGGAUGUAUCUGACAUCGUCCCUGUAAAGAUUUAUUUUUCUUUAUCAAACAAUUAUUUUACUUUGGUCUGGCCUGAGACAUUUCAAGAGGUAACUCCACAUUCCUGUCAAAAGUUUGAUUUACUGCAAUUGUGGUAGCUCUUAGAACCCAUUAUUUACCACCUUUUUGUAGUUGGAAAAAUGUACUUGAAAUUGAUUACUUUUGAUAUACUGAAAUGUAAAAUACUGAUUAUUUCAAACAGAUCAGUUUAAAGUUGUAUUUAUUUGGUUGAGAGUCAAACAGCCACCAAAGAAAAACACUCCAAGAAAAUCUGAUUUGGGAAAAAAAAACAAAAAAAAAGCAGAUUUUAUUUUGUGACAGCUUGAUUUUGAUGUUUUAUGGUAUAACUUCUGUUUUUUGUUUUUUUUGUUUUUUUGUUUGUUUGUUUUUUUAAUGGGUGGUACAGUGAUACAGACCAGUUGUGUCGCAGCGAUGUACUACACCCAUGGCACAAGAGAAACAUCAUCCUUCGGUGCUUAAAAGGCGGUGCACUCAGCAUAGACACUACAAUACAUUUGAAGUAAUGCAAUAUGAACCACAAUCUGUCACCUUUCAGCUCUAGGAAGUAUAUUUAUUAAUGAUUGUUUGCUGUCGGCUGAAAUGAUAAAGUUGUAUUAUGUACCUUAGAUGAUUGUACGUAUACUGUAAACUGACAGAAGGAUGUCUGAAAACUUUAUAGUGUGUAUUGCCUAUGAAGGGGGACUAUUUGACAAUUUCACUUUUUAUAUUUCAUGUUUAGAUUGUGAUAUGAUAGCUAUAUUCUCUCCAUGAUGAUUCUGGGUUGUUAAGCUCCCAUGCUUUUUCUACAUGAAUGUUUCACACGGCUUACGAGCCAAUGUUGCUGGUUGUCCUAUAUGCUUCAAUUACUAUAUUUUUACUGUGUAUAAAAUGUGUAUAUGUACAUAGGAGUCACGGAAAUGCCUUCUCAUGCAAUAUGUGCUGCCUGUCCCUCCUGCCAUGUUUCAGUUAUGUGGUGGUGAUGUUCUCAUGUCUGAUUUUAAAGGAUUAAACAUAUUUUCUAAAUCUUG